Molecule: messenger RNA, 3010 nt
Organism: Amborella trichopoda
Lineage: Eukaryota; Viridiplantae; Streptophyta; Magnoliopsida; Amborellales; Amborellaceae
Source: RefSeq, a predicted model, not a curated record
CUAUCCGUAAUUUGUUCUAUCUGAAUAACCUUAAUUUCUAUUCCAAAAUUUCCAACGUUGCAUUUCAAACAUAGCAAACUGAAUAUUCACAAAGGCGUCAAAAGAAUUUCUUCCAAUCUCCAUGAAAAACCACAAACCCUUGAUGUCCAGAGGCAUAAAGAUAGAUCAAUAAGGGCGUUGGCUGCUGGAUCCUCGAUCAAUAGUAAUAGAGAGAAAGAUCAACUUCUCUACGGAGUCCACUGAAUCCUUGAUGAUUAGACGGAAGGCAGUGGCCGAGCGAAGAAGCUUGAACAAUGGCGGCAAUGGUGGGCCGUCUCUGAAGAAAAGGGCGGGAAACAGAGCGCAAAAAUGAAAGGAGAAAAACUGGCUCAGAAGUUGUAUGCAAGUGAAAAGGGAAAGUGGGGAAAGGAUUGAAACUCCUUCCAACAAGUUGGUUUUAACAAAUUUGUGUUUUUGAUGUCAAUCCCUGUAAGCCCAAUCGUCAACAAUGUAUGCUUCUAGCACUCUCCCCACCAUUCCCCAAAUGUCCAAUACAUUACAACAGCAAUCCACAACCACUCUUCUCCUCCAACUCUCUACACACGAAAAAGAGCUCAAUCAAAUCCAUGCCCACAUGGCCAAAACAGACCUCCUCCACAACCCAAUUAUAGCGAGCAAAAUCAUAUCAUCCUAUGCCCUAACAAAUCCAGAGAACCCUUCCCUUCUUUUCCAUGCCCAAUCCCUCUUCUCCCUAAUUGAAAACCCUAAUUCCUUCAUGUGGAACACCAUGAUCAGAGGUUAUUCAAAGAGCCCGACUCCUGAGAAAGCAAUUCUUUUCUACUACCAAAUGCUGUUUUCUGAUAGCCCAUGUGAUAAAUUCACAUACCCCUUUGUGUUGAAAGCUUGUUCUCAACUCUCAGCCCUUGAAGAAGGCCAGCAAGUACACAGUCAUAUCAUAAAGAGUGGUUUUGGGACUGAUAUUUACUCACUGAACACUCUCAUCCAUGUGUAUUCAAGGUGCAAUCAUCUUGGAGAUGCAAUCAAAGUGUUUGAUAGAAUUCCUCGAUUCGAUGUGGUUUCUUGGAAUUCUAUGAUUGUUGGGUUUAUAGAGGCUGGGCUUAUUGAACACGCUCGAAGUCUAUUCAAUGAGAUGCCUGAAAGAAGCACCGUAUCAUGGAAUUCCAUGCUCAGUGGUUACACCAAAUCAGGCUCAAUGAAUGCUGCCUACUCUCUUUUCAUUGAAAUGCCUCAUAAAGAUGCUAAUUCUUGGAAUUCAAUGAUCAGUGGCUAUUUAGAAUUUGGCUCUAUCAAGAUGGCUCGUUCUUUCUUUGAUAAGAUGCCAUGUCGAGAUGCCAUCUCAUGGAAUCUCAUGAUUGAUGCCUAUGUGAACCAUGGAGAGGUGGACAUGGCGAGGUUGUUCUUCAAUGAGAUGCCGAAGAAAGAAUUAAUUACAUGGAAUUUCUUGUUGGGUGGAUAUGUAAAAGGGGGUCAGAUAAAUAUUGCUCGGGAGUUAUUCAACCAAAUGGAGGAAAAAAAUGUGAUUACUUGGAACACAAUGAUAUCAGGUUAUUCCCAAAGUGGGCAUUACCAAGAGGCCUUUGACCUAUUUCGAGAUAUGCUCAAUGCCAAAGUGGAACCAGAUAGUGUCACAUUUGGGAUUGUGCUUUCAGUUUGUGCUCGUUUGGGGUCAGUGAACCAAGGGUUAUGGCUUCAUGCGUAUUUGGAUAGAGAGAAAAUGGAAAUCGAUGCCAUCAAGGGCACUGCUCUCAUAAACAUGUAUUCAAAGUGUGGGCAUGUAGAAAAGGCCAUUCGAGUAUUCAAAGAAGUGAGAGAAAGAGAUAUAGGGACUUGGAAUGCCAUGAUUGUGGGCCUAGCCAUCCAUGGAUUCACAGAUGGGGCCCUUCGAGUUUUCGAGGACAUGUUGAAGGAGAACAUCACUCCAAAUGCAAUCACUUUUAUUGGGGUUCUUAGUGCGUGUAGCCAUGGAGGCUUGGUCAGCGAGGGACGAAGAUAUUUUGCUCUGAUGAGUGAUGAUUAUCAGAUAGAGCCCAAUCUCAAGCAUUAUGGUUGCAUGGUUGACGUUCUUGGUCGAGCUGGGUACUUAGAAGAGGCUCAAGAAGUCAUAAGACAAAUGCCCAUAAAACCAGACCAAGUUGUUUGGGCAACUUUACUAGCAGCUUGUAGGCUCCACAACAACCUAGAGAUAGGUGAAUACAUGGCAAAGGGGCUCAUGGAGCUCUCCCCUAGUGAACCUUCUGGUUAUGUGCUUCUCUCUAACAUAUAUGCGGCAGCAAAACGAUGGGAGGAUGUGAUCAAGGUGAGAAAGAUGAUGAGAGAAAGGGGGGUAAAGAAAGUGCCUGGAUGUACCUCCAUUGAACUGAAUGGUGAGGUUUAUGAAUUUGUAGCAGGUGAUUACUCUCACCCACUGAGCAAUGAGAUUUACAUAAAAUUGGAUGAGAUGACUGAAAAAUUGAGAAUGGCUGGUUAUGUGCCGCGCACUGGGCAAUUGUUGUUUGAUAUUGAUGAGGAUGAAAAAGAAACUGCGGUAUAUAGGCAUAGCGAGAAGCUGGCCAUUGCUUUUGGUUUGAUUGGCACUGAACAAGGGGCUCCAAUCCGACUUUCUAAAAAUCUUCGAAUUUGCCCCGAUUGUCACUCUGCCUCCAAAUUCCUUUCAAAAGUUUAUAGUCGAGAUAUAAUUGUGAGGGACCGGAUCCGGUUCCAUCACUUCAGAAAUGGGUCAUGUUCUUGCAAUGACUACUGGUAAGGGACAGAGUUCCACUUGAAAAUUAGGUCAUGUUGGGAUGCCUUUCAUGCAUCUGAACUGUAAAUACUGUAUAAUUUUGCUAUGUGUAGGCCAGAAACAGAGAUAGUGAGCUGCAAAUUUUUUUUUUUUUUUCCCAAAUAAAGAGCUCGGUUGCCUGAGCUCAGCCAUUCUAGUGGGAGUGGGACAACUCAAACCAGCAGUUUUGAAAAGGUGAACAUAAAUGUAAACUUGCAAUUUGCUGUAGUGUUCAAUCACAGUUGCAAUCAA